AUGGACUAUUUUCAUCAAUCAAAUGAAUUUUCGGACGUGAAGAUCUCGUUCAAAAAUGAAACUGAUGUGAUUCUCUAUGCGAACAAAGCUAUUCUAUCGGAAGCGUCACCGAUCAUAAAAGCAUUUUUAGCUAUCGAACCUGAUAGUACCUUCAUCAUUGAUGAAGAUGACGAACAAUCGAGUAUAACAUCGACCGAUAUGAUUGAAUUAUUAAAAUUUAUCUAUCCACAAUUUACAAUUAAAAUAACCGAACAAAACAUUAAUGGUUUAAUCCAUCUAUCGGAAAAGUAUCUGAUUGAAACACUUCGAAAUGAAUGUAAAAAGUACAUUCACACAUGGCUAAACGAUCUGGAACUGACAACCGUUGAUGAGAAGAAAGAAUGUGUACCGAGGCAUAUUCUUUAUAAAGAUGGAACACGCAAACACAUUGCAUCGGAAAUAGCUAAGCUCACACCGGAACAGACGAAUCGUAUUCGUACUCUCUCGAUCAGUUGCAAAAUCUAUUUCAAAUCAUUGUUCAUUUCAGGCACAUUAUGUACAUGGCUUCAUGAAUAUUUGUCACGUGACGAAAUACUCUCGUCGUCGAUUCUCAAUAUUCUCAAACAUGCCUCGACCGAUGACCUUGAGCGAAAUGAAAUCUUCUUGCAAAUGAUCGAUCGUGAAAAAACGCACAUAUAUAAGGUGAUCAGUGAAUAUUUGGAAUAUCAAACAAGUCCUGACAAAGAUUCGUCAAGAGUUAUUCAUCAUAAACAAUCUAGUUCGUUGAUGUUUGCGUCCGGCGACAAUUGA
Messenger RNA from Adineta ricciae, 789 nucleotides. NCBI's taxonomy places the organism in Eukaryota, Metazoa, Rotifera, Eurotatoria, Adinetida, Adinetidae. The record is from the annotation of a GenBank genome assembly.